Molecule: messenger RNA, 3963 nt
Organism: Necator americanus (New World hookworm)
Lineage: Eukaryota; Metazoa; Nematoda; Chromadorea; Rhabditida; Ancylostomatidae
Exons: 32
Coding region: 1-3963 (1320 amino acids)
Biological process (GO): cell-cell adhesion
Cellular component (GO): plasma membrane; cell-cell junction
Molecular function (GO): cell adhesion molecule binding; calmodulin binding
Source: RefSeq, a predicted model, not a curated record
AUGGGGCCGCCUAUGGCUCUGGUGCUCAUUUCACUCACAGGACUAACCCUUUGCAUUGGGGACGACGAAGUGUUCGCAACGACACCAGGUAACGGACCGUAUUAUGUAAAACCCCAUCAGGCUGGUCCAACAUUGAAAUGUUCUGUUCGGAGCAAAUUUGCCGACCGAACAAGAUAUCAAGUGCAGUGGCAACGAUACAGCAAAGGGAAUCUCAGGUACAUUUCCGUUGAUGAUCAGCUUCAUGACUCAGUUCACUAUGAACUGGUCGGGGAUGUUUCCAAUGGCGUUUACAAUCUCAAAUUCAAAGAUGUUGUACAAGAUGCCAUGGUGGGCUCGUACUACUGUACUGUUCUUGAUCGACAAGAAACGGGACAGUAUCAGGCUGAUCCUGUCGAGGUUAUAGCGUUAGUUCCUCCAAGUGAUCCAAUUAUCACGGAAUCCCCGUCACAAGCUGUCACAGAUGGCGAUAGUGUAACGUUCAGAUGUACUUCAUCGGGUGGAAGUCCGUCGCCAUCAAUGAGCUGGGUCUUCUUGAAUGGUAGCACAGCUGAUUCGAGACAUGUGACCACGUUACUUCGGGGAACUGAAUCUGAAAGCACUUUACAUUUCCGAGUACGAUCGGAGGACAAUGGCGCAUAUGUAAUUUGUAUUGUCACCAAUAAGGCGAUUGAGCUCGAUCAGUCAAAAGAAGCGCGUACACCACGGCUAAGUGUGCUAUUUAAACCUCGCGUGCGAGUGUCACCCGAUCAAGAUCUCGCAAUUGAGGCUGGACACCAACUCGAUCUUGUUUGUGAAGCUGAUUCGAAUCCAUACCCUCCCAGUUACGAAUGGAGAAAUUUGGCACUGGGAGAGGUCUACGCUGCUUCGAAGUGGACUAUAACCGCAAGUCGUAAUAUGAGCGGUGAAUUUGAAUGUCGUGCUAGCAAUAGUGUUGGAGAGGGAGCCGCAAUUCUCACACUUAAUGUGCAGUACACUCCAGUCGUCACUACCAAGGCAAGAUUCAAUCCUAUCGAAGGGGAGCGAGUCCAAAUCGAGUGCGCUGUAGAUGCGAAUCCACAAGCGGUUGACAUUAAAUGGACAGGUCCUCAAGGAUUCGUGUCCGAAGGUCCGAUGCUGGUGCUAAAAAGUGUGUCUAGGGAGCAGACAGGCAACUAUACGUGUUCGGCGACAAACUACCUAAGCAUUUACGGUGAAACGGGCUCACAAACAAGAACAGGAUCCGCAGUUACUAUUGUUGACGUGCAACGCCCUCCUGGACAUGCCGAAAUCAAUCCGCCCAGAUUGAAUGUUGUUGUUGGUGGAGCAAUCACGCUUACCUGUUCCACACAUGACCCUGGAAGCCCAUCUGGCAGUUUCAAGUGGGCAUCUCCAUCGUCCGGUGGUCUUUUCGGAGCUCGUGAGCACGAUCAUGCUCAACUAACGUUGAGAAACGCUCAGCUUGCUGAUAACGGAAGAUAUCGUUGUCGGGCAGAUAAUUCUCACGGUGAAGGGAGAGAAGCAGUGGUGGAUGUGACUGUAAUGGAACCAGCUUGGAUUUCUCGCCAUCUGACCAAAGAACGCAUACUGAAACUGGAUCAGCCUGCCGGCGGUCUUGAAUGUGAAGCAAAAGGGUUCCCAGCUCCAAAUUUUCAAUGGUCCAAAGACGAGCAGCCGAUUGACACAAAACGAUAUAGGAUAGAAAGCGUCAUUGUAAAGUCAAGUUGCUCGUCUGGAGAUUAUUGUUCUCAAACCGUGACAAGUACGCUGUUAUUUACAAAACCCCUAAAGUGGGCCGAUAAAGGGAACUACUCUUGUCAUGCUUCUAAUGGAGCUGACUGGAAGGAUGUUGACAACGUUUCGUGGACGGUUGUGCGCGUCAAUCAUGGGCCAUUCAUACUGAAUCAGCGAUUCCCCGACGAAGGUCUUGCUGCUGCAGACGUUCGUACCAUGGCUCAGCUACGAUGUAUAGUGUCUGCUCGUCCCGAACCAAAAUCAUUCAGUUGGAUGUUCAACUCGAUUCCUAUAGAGGAAAAUGGAAGAUACUCCUUCCAAUUGGUCCGGCGGCAUAAUCUUGACGAAUACGAACAUAUUCUGCAAAUUUCCGACACUGUGGAAAGUGACUAUGGAAGUUACAUGUGUCGAAUAGCAAAUGGUAUCGGCAAAGCCGAAGUGAUGAUAAAACUAACACCAACAGGAACUCCACAUGUCCCAACUAAUCUCAAAAAAAUAUCAGCAACACCUAAAUCAUUGUACAUAGGAUGGGUGCCUGCGUUUGAUGGAGGAUUUGACCAGUCGUUUGUAGUGGAGUUCAGAAGUUUGAAUCCUUUUAUCGAAAGCUUUGGAAAGGAAGAUGUUUCAACCGUUGAAGUACGAAACACUUCCAGAGUAGAACAAAUUAUGGAUGACGGCACUGCGAUACGGUUCUUAAGUUAUAACCUAACCGACCUUAAUCCACUAUCAUCGUACUACUUUCGACUUCGUUCGAAAAAUAAGAAGGGAUUUUCUGACUUUUCACAGCUGGUUAUUGCAACUACAAAUGAUGUCAGCGAGGAUCCUAAUAUGCUCGCACCGUCAGCACUAAGUUUUGAUCCGAUGCAAAAGUCUAUUGUGGUUGAGCCGCGUGCACCCUCAGACGACUGUACACUUCUGUACGUUUCUUCCGGCGACACCUGGCGGUCCGCUGGCUGUUCCGCCUCGAACCAGGAUAUCACGUUUUUGCCUGGUGGAACUUUAUUCCGAGCUCGUUUCUGCUCUCGUGAGCAUGUUCUUCGAUGCUCAAAAUUGUCGCCGAUUCUUGAAGCAAGUUCAACCGGGAAACCAUGGAGACUGGCAAUGAUAAUUCCGACAGUUGUUUUGGCCUUGCUUGUCACUCUUGUAUGUGUGGUACUGGUCUUCUGUUGUCGCCUUCGAACCCAUACAAAAAAUAUGGAGAAAGGAACUCCUGUAACACCUGCAAUGCCCCAUUCGGAGAUAAAAAACACGGUCGUACACGGUUCGCAAGCCGACAGUGGUGUGUUUACUUUGGAAUCCAGCAAAUUGAAGCCAUCAUUAUCUGCACAUAACUAUUCCAGUUCUAGUGACGAAACAGCUGUAGAAAACUGGACAAACGAGCAAUACGAUCUAAACAGUGACCAGUACAUUAACGAGUCAACAAAUCUCGGAUUAUUCCAAGGUGCGAUGAGCAGUCACGUGGAUGAUAAUAGUGUGUCGGAAGUAGAAGAAGAGAGUGGACGUCGUGUAAUACGAGCAAACAAAAACCUUGAAGGAGUUGAAGAUGAAAAGGGCGAAUGUCCUCCAGUAGAUCGUAUUAACAUCUCAAUGGAUGUACGUUUUCGAUAUAAAGUUCCGGAUGGUUUACGCCCGUUGUUGGAGGCGUUGGCAAGAGAAACACUGCGAUCGCAACCUGAAGACGUAAUCCGAUUCGCUCAACUGUUUUUCGACGAAUUGCAAAAUCAUAGAAAAAACAAUCCUAACACUGACAUCAUCUGCGAUCCCGUUGCAUACGAAAUGUUCCGUACAGAUCUGCAAAGAAAAUACAACAAUGACACGCACGCUCCUCGUUGUGCUAGUCCUUUAGAUGAAGCAGCUACCAAAAUCCAGGCCGCAUUUCGUGGACACGUUGUACGUGCACAUCCAGAGAAGUUUGGCGUCGCCAACGUUAUAUCAAGAACACAAUCGCAUGAGAAGAUGCAAUCAUUAAAUACUAAGAAGGAUCUUAAACGUCACUCUAUUGGCGGUUACUCUCUAGAAAUGGACACUCCUGAAGAUAGAGCUGCGACAAAAAUUCAGGCAGAAAUUCGAGGAUUCUUAGCGAGAAAACAUGUGGAAAAGAUGAAAAAAGAAGAUAAUGAAGCUGCCACAAAGAUUCAAGCCCAUAUUAGAGGGUUCCUGACACGAAAACACUUAGACGAGCAAGGACUCUUAUCUCCGACACGUUCUCGAAGCUCACUUCAUUCCCGCGAUUCCGAUGAAAAUCAUAAUUAA